AUGGACCAGUACGGCCUUGGGGACGAGGGUGCCCUUCCGUCAGAGAUGCAUCUCCCUUCGUUUUCCGAGAGCCAGGGACUCAACUGCAGUGACACCCUCAACCGGGAUCUGGGUCCCAGCACGCGAGACCUGCUCUAUGCCGGCCUGAGUGGCUUGGACCUGGACUCCAGUCUCCCAACGCCCGAGGUGCCCAGUGAGGUGCUGGAGGACAACUUGGACGCCCUGUCCCUGUACUCGGGGAAGGACGGCGACUCCGCGAAGCUGCUGGAGGAAUAUGCCGACCCGGAGUCUCAGACAUCCUUGCAAGACCUGGGGCUGGGCGCGCUUAAGGUGCCCAAAGAGGCUGACGACGGAGGCCGGGCCGCCUCUGGGAGCGCGAGGAAGGGGAAGCGGCAGCACGCCUCCCCGCAGAACCCGCUCCUGGACUGCAGCCUCUGCGGGAAGGUGUUCAGCAGCGCCAGCUCGCUCAGCAAGCACUACCUGACGCACAGCCAGGAGCGGAAGCACGUCUGCAAAGUCUGCAGCAAGGCCUUCAAGCGGCAGGACCACCUGACCGGGCACAUGCUCACGCACCAGAAGACCAAGCCCUUCGUGUGCAUCGAGCAGGGCUGCAGCAAGAGCUACUGUGACUACCGCUCCCUGCGCCGGCACUACGAGGUGCAGCACGGCCUGUGCAUCCUGAGGGAGGCCCCGGCGGAGGACGACGCCUGUGGGGAGCCCCCCCAUGCCCACGAGGCGCCCAGCGGCCCACGGGCCCUGGUGCCCCCAGAAGCCAGGUCCCCCAGCUCCCUCCUGCCCAACCGAGACCUCCUGCGCUGCAUCGUGAGCAGCAUCGUCCACCAGAAGAUCCCAUCCCCUGGCCCAGCCCCAGCGGGGCCUUCUGACGGCGAGGGGAGGAGCACGGCCUGUCCCUGCCCGCCCUCCUCGGGGUCCUCCUCCUGCACCCCCGCGAGCACCCCCGGGGCCCCGGGAGCCCUGGGAGUUGAGGUCUCUGAGGACCCACGUCCCCCACGGAAGGAGCCUGUCACUGAUGCGUUCGUGACUGUCCACUCUAGGGCAGCAGAGAACAGUGCCCCCGAGCCAGCAGAGUCAGAGCCGCCGCUGCUGCAGCUCCCGUCCACCCUGGAGGGCUGGCCGGAGGGCGGCUCCCUGCCCGCCUGUCUGCCUCUGUUCCGGGGCCAGACAGUCCCCGCCAGUUCCCAGCCACCCAGCCACAACUUCCAGUGGCUCCGGAACCUGCCAGGCUGCCCCAAGAGCAAAGGGAACAACGUGUUCGUGGUCCACAAGCCGCCCGCGGCACCGUGCCGGGAGGGCCCGGAGUCUGGCCCCAGGCCCAGCAGCGCCUCCCCCACGGGGGAGCCGUCGCCCGGCUCAGGCCCCAGCCCGGAGGAUGCCCUGCCCUUCCCUCCGCCACUCCCGAAGGUGCCCGGGGAGGCCUUGGGCGACCCCAGACAUGCCGGUGGGGAGGAUGACCCCUGGGCUUCCAAGAAGAACAGGUUUGACUGCGAGGCCUUCCCAUGGCAGAACCCCAGGGAGCCCGGCCUCCAGGAUGGCCAGAAGCCGGUUGGGCUCCCCUCAGAUGCCACGCCACUCCUCCGGCAGCUGUUCCUGAAGCCACAGGAGCCUCUGAUGAGCCCCGAGCAAAUGCAGGUGUUCCAGAUGUUCGCCAAGCCCCAGCGGGCCUUCUCCCACGCCCAGGUGGCAGCCGCGGCCUCCCAGCUCCCCGCGCCCGAGGGCAAGCAGGCUGCCCUGAAGCCACUGCAGGGGCCCUGGCCUCCGCAGCCCUCACCGCUGGCUUCCAGCGUAGACUCGCUGCACGCUGGCCCUGGAACCCUGGAGCCAGAGGGAUCCCCAGCCCGCAGGAGGAAAGCCGUGCCCACAUUCCCCAGAGAGGCCUCUCCUGGCAGCUCUAGACGAGACUCGAAAGGAGGACCGAAGGUGGCCCCCGCCCCGCCGUCCCUCCCAGGGUCGUCCCUGGACCCUCCUAGGAAUCCAGACAUCACCUCUCUGGCCAAGCAGCUGAGAUCUGCGAAAGGGACCUUGGACCUGGGGGACAUCUUCUCCCCUGGGGGCCCACGGCAGACCCAGUUAGGUGGGGACGAGCCAUCUGGAGUCCAGGCCCCCGGGAAGCAGGCCCAGGCCGAGAAUGGCACGGCUUCGGGGGCCGCGAAAGGGGAGAAGGGCCCCGCCUGCUCCCGGGGCGGAGGCUACAGGCUCUUCUCCAGCCACCCCAGGGCCCAGCGCUUCUCCGGCUUCCGGAAGGAGAAGGUGAAAAUGGACAUGUGCUGCACCGCCUCUCCCAGCCAGGUAGCCAUGGCCUCCUUCUCAUCGGCCGGGCCUCCAGUGGACCCCCCGCGGGACUCGAAGUCCAAGCUGACGAUAUUCAACAGGAUCCAGGGUGGAAAUAUCUACAGGCUCCCCCAUCCGAUGAAGGAGGAGAACAUGGCGGGUGGAUGUAACCAGCAGAACGGGGACCCCGGCGACUGGGCAGAGUCAAGGAGCACUUUCAUCUGCAAGAACUGCAGCCAGAUGUUCUACACCGAGAAGGGGCUGAGCAGCCACAUGUGCUUUCACAGCGACCAGUGGCCGUCCCCGCGAACGAAGCAGGAGCAGCAGGUGUUUGGCUCAGAGUUUUGCAAGCCACUGAGACAGGUGCCGAGGCCAGACGGGGAUGGGCAGAGUCCCCCAGGAGCCAAGAAAUCCUCGGACAGCGCGGCCGCGGCCCCUUUGGAAGUCUCCGUGUCAGUGCCUGUGGCUCCGGCACACCGGCCCCUGGGGAGCACAGCCAAGGGACAAGAGAAAGACACGGAAGAGAGAGACAGCAAGGAGAGCAGCCAACACAGGAAGCGGAAGAAGCGUCCCCAGCCCAAGGCGCUGUUCGCGCCCCCGGCCCCCUCCGCCUUCGGGGACCCGGGCCCGGGAGGAGGCCACCAGAGCUGCCUGAGGUCUCCGGUGUUCCUGGUGGACCGCCUGCUGAAGGGGUUAUUCCAGUGCCCCCCCUACACGCCACCCCCGAUGCUCAGCCCCAUCCGGGAGGGGUCCGGGCUGUAUUUCAGCACGCUCUGCUGCACGGUGGCUCAGGCGGGCCCCGACAGACUCGCCAGCGCCAUGCUUGAUCAAGUGGACGGCUCUUUUGGCAUCUGUGUGGUGAAGGAUGACACCAAGAUCAGCAUUGAACCACACAUCAACAUAGGAAGCCGGUUUCAGGCUGAGAUCCCAGAGCUGCAGCAGAGAUCGCUGGCUGGAACCGAUGAGCAUGUAGCUUCUCUGGCCUGGAAGCCGUGGGGAGAUGUGAUGAGCAACCCAGAAACGCAGGAUCGAGUGACUGAGCUUUGCAACGUGGCCUGCUCUAGCGCGAUGCCGGGCGGGGGCACCAACCUGGAGCUGGCGCUGCACUGCCUGCACGAAGCCCAGGGCGACGUCCAGGUUGCCCUGGAGACCCUCUUACUCAGAGGACCCCAGAAGCCACAGACUCACCCCCUCGCUGACUAUCGCUACACAGGUUCCGACAUCUGGACCCCCAUGGAGAAGAGGCUCUUUAAGAAGGCGUUCUGUGCCCACAAGAAGGACUUCUACUUGAUACACAAGACGAUCCAGACGAAGACUGUAGCGCAGUGUGUGGAGUAUUAUUACAUCUGGAAGAAAAUGAUCAAGUUCGACUGCGGCCGAGCCCCGGGGCUGGAAAAGAGGCUCAAGAGAGAGGCGGAGGAGGCGGACAGGACAGACGCCAAGGUCACCUGCAGCCCUCGGGAGAGACCCGGCCACCAUCCGACACCCGAGUUGAAGAUAAGGACCAAGGGCUUCAGGAGGGAGUCUGUCCGCACCGCCAGCCCCAGCACCGGCCCCAGGCGGACCCCGGAGCCGCCUGGGAGCGCAGAGGGCCGGGGCGUCUUUCCCUGCAGAGAGUGUGAAAGGGUGUUCGACAAGAUCAAGAGUCGAAAUGCCCACAUGAAGCGGCACCGGCUUCAGGACCACGUGGGACCCGUGGUCCGGGUGAGGUGGCCGGUGAAGCCCUUCCAGCUGAAGGAGGAGGAGGAGGAGGAGGAGAUCGGGGCUGACAUCGGCCCCCUGCAGUGGUGA
This is a messenger RNA of Pteropus alecto (black flying fox), 4080 nucleotides long. RefSeq names its product zinc finger protein 541 (gene ZNF541). Gene Ontology annotation, cellular component: histone deacetylase complex; transcription regulator complex. NCBI's taxonomy places the organism in Eukaryota, Metazoa, Chordata, Mammalia, Chiroptera, Pteropodidae. Gene Ontology annotation, biological process: negative regulation of DNA-templated transcription; regulation of transcription by RNA polymerase II. The coding region runs from base 1 to 4080 and encodes 1359 amino acids. The transcript has 15 exons. The record is from RefSeq and is a predicted model, not a curated record. Gene Ontology annotation, molecular function: transcription corepressor activity.